Molecule: messenger RNA, 2304 nt
Organism: Mercenaria mercenaria
Lineage: Eukaryota; Metazoa; Mollusca; Bivalvia; Venerida; Veneridae
Product: rootletin-like
Exons: 1
Coding region: 1-2304 (767 amino acids)
Source: RefSeq, a predicted model, not a curated record
AUGGCAUCAGGAGGAUCUAGUGAUAGAGAGGACAGGAUAAAGAGGAGAAAUAUGAAUAAGGAACUGGAAAAAUUACAAGAACAAAGACAGAUGCUUGUGGAUCAGAUAAGGAAAGAGAGUAAGAUCGGACAAGGUGUUGAUACGAAAACUGUAGAAAAGAGUGACAUCGAUAAGCAAAAGAUGGAAAUAAGUAAAACGGAACGGGAUAAGAGUAUAAGGUCAGAAGACCAAGGCAAAGUAGACAGAAGUAGAAUAGAAUUAAGAGAUAAAGCUGGAAGUUUGAACACAUCUCUGUCAUCAACUGGGAGUAGAAAGAAACAGUCAAAGGAGAAGGAAAGAAAAGAUGAUGAAAGUGAAAUGUUUAAGAGAUUAGAUAGUUCAUUGAAAGUGUUGAGAAGAAAGAUGAGUUAUCUUGAGUCAACAAGAGUUAAAACACAUGGAAGAACAGGAGAUAAAAGUGAUGAUGAUGAAAGUAAAGUUAAUAUGACCAGUACUGAUAAAGAAAAAGAGGAAAAACAAGAAGUGAUGUCUGGAAGUAAGUUGGACGAUGAGAUAGCAGAGUUAAGUAAAAAGAGACACGAGAUAGAACAAAGUAACGUGGAAAGAGAAAUGAAACUGAAAGAAGCAACAUUAGAGAAACGAUUAAAAGAGAUUGAAGAAAGAGAAAGAAAGGAUAAUAAGGAAUUAGAAAUGAUGAAGGCCAUAUUGCAUGAAAGAGAAUUGGAGAUAAGUAAUCGAGAAGUAAUGAUGAAACGGAAGGAGACGGAAUGGGAGGAGAAGCUAAUUGCAAGAGAUCGUGAUAUGAAAAUAUAUGAACAGAGACUGAAAGAUAUGGAAAGAACAAUGAUAGAAAGGUUUGAUAGUUUGGAAAAAGAUAUUAAAUUACGAGAAAGCAUGACUGAGGAGAAAGAAGCAGACGUAAGACGCAGAGAAGAAAGUUUGGAAAGGAAAAUACACGAAAGGAAAGAAGAAAUAUUUGACAUUAACACAAGCUUGAAGGCAGAAGGUUUAAGUAUGAAAGAAGGACAAUUGAACAGUGGGACAAGAGGGGUAGAUAUGAAACAAAAAGAGACAAGUACUGGAUUGAAAGAAAUAGAAUUAAAAUGUAAAGAUGUAGAAAGGAUAGAGGAGAAAACAAUGCCCAAAGACAAUAAUGAAAGUAGUGAACAAAAGGGAAAAGAGUUAAGUGAAAGUGAACAAGCACUUCAUGACUUAGAUAAGCAAAUCAGAGAAUUACAAGUUAAGAAAGAGUUGCUAUACAGUAAAUCAAAAGAUGAGUUGAACACUGAAAGAAAAGAGUAUAAAGAAGGAGACUCCAAAGAUAAGAUAAAGAGAGAGGAAACAGAAGUCGCUAAAAGUAAAGAUGAUACAAAAUACACAAGUACGCUAGAGAGUGUGAAGGAUAAUUUAAAUGUUAAAUUAAACCUUACACAGUAUUCCGGAGCAGAACUAAGGCCCAGAAAUGAAGCAACGUUUGAAGAGUGGAAAAUGGAAGUUGAGAGUGUACAGGCCACUUAUUCGGAAAUUGUUGUUAUGCAAGCAAUCAGAAAGUCCUUAAAGGGUCAAGCAAAACGAAUUAUGUUGCACCUUGGACCAAACACUACCGUGGAAGAAGUAUUACUAAAAAUGGAAGAUGCCUUUGGAAACGUAGCUAGUAAGGACAGUAUACUAAGUCGUUUCUUUAUGGCAGAACAGGAAGAGAAUGAGACGGUAGUGGAGUGGGGUUUACGAUUGGAAGAUAUGUUGUUACAGGCCUCACGGAAGGCAGAGAUUACAAAAGUAGAAAAGCAAGAAAUGUUGAAAAAGAGAUUUUGGAGAGGACUUAGGAAUGAACAGUUGAGAAAUGCAACAAGGGUGCAUUUCGAGAGUACUACAGGGUUUGAAGAAUUGAGAAACAGAGUGCGAUCAGAAGAGUAUGAAAUUAAAGUAGAAAAAGAAAGAAGCGGGUCCAAACAGAAACAGGGUGCUAUUCCAAAAGCGAGACAAUACCGACAAAACAUAGAUAAAGAUGAAUGUCAGGAAAGAGAUGAUUCAGAAAAUGUGUUGCAGAAACUGAUCGAGAAGAUGGAAAUGCUUGACAAGAAAGUAGAAGAUCUAAAGAAGGAGAAUGAAACACGCAGAUCCGAAGGAGAUAGAGAUAGGCGAAGUGAUUAUGCUUAUAGGUAUAACAGAGGACAACCAAGAGGUCAAAGACCAUACAGAGGUCGAUUUAAUAGAGGAAGAGGUAGAGAUAAUGGUCAAAGAGAACAGCAUAACAAUGGCCAAGAUCAGUCAGAAAAUAAACAGCAACCUUUAAACAAGUAG